UUUUCAACCAAUCAACUGAAGAGAUAGAAAAUUUUAAACUUAAAUUUGUCAACGAAUCUGUUAAUCAGUUGCUGGUACCUUCUAUAUUUGAUAAAAGAUUUUAAAUAAAAGUAUUCUUACUAUAUAAGAAAUUUAAAAAAUUAUAAAAAAAUUAUUGUGUGAGAUAUAAAUUUUUAUUUAUAUCGAAUUGUGUAAAGAUUGCAAGAUUUUAAUUGCUUCAUAUAUACUUUAAAGAUUAUGAUUCAAUAUUAUUCAACGUAAUAUCCGCUGUUAUAUUUAUUUAGCAGUUACAAUUUUUUAAAAAUGAUGGAUAAUUGUUGUGCUCCACAAUGGGCAGAUUUUACACAUAGUCCUCAAGUUCCUUCUGAUAGUUAUUUUGAAGUAGAACAUGAGGUGCAUAAACCGCAAAUAUAUUUAAAAUCUACUACAUAUUCAAAUUCAUCUUUAUCAUGUCUAAAUGAAAAUAAAAAUGAUCAAUCAAUAACAGAAGUGAAAUUUGAUGAUAGUUUAGAGACAGAAUCUCCUGCACGUAAUAGUGUAGCAUAUUUUAUACCAUAUGACAAUAAAAAGCAUUCAGUAGGAAAAAAGAAUGAAAAUGAAUCAAAGAAAUCUCUAAAAAAUUUCACUUUAGAUGAAAGAUCUAAUAAGAUUCAUCAGACAUGGAAUAUACCAAUAACUGAACUAACUUCUGCAUUUAAAGUAAUGAAAUCUAAACAUACAGCUACAAGAACUAUACCUGAGAAAAUUAAGAACAACUAUUUGUCAGAAUCUAAACAUAUUAUUCAUAAAUCAAAAGAUGUUCAAGAUAAUGAUAUAAUGAAAAAAAAUAAUUCACAAAUUAAUUUUACAAAAAUUGAAGAAAAACCAAUGAAAUCAAAAAUUGAAAAAAAUAUAUUUCCAAAAAAACAAUCCAAUACAUCUAUGAAACAAUGUUCAUUAGGCAAAUCACAAUCUAGAGUACUUACUUGUCAGUAUCGAAGAACAAGCUUAAUAAAAUGUCGUAAGCGUUCAAAUCAAUUUGUAAGUCUUGCAGAAGCAAUUCUCAAAUUUCAAAAUGGAACACCACAGAGAUUUCGUACAUUGAGUAACAAAGAUUUAAAACCUACUCAAUUGAUGAAAUUAAAACGAUCUCCCUUGAAACUUACUUAUCCAAUUUCUCCUGCAUUAAGAUGUAAGCAGAGAAUAAGACAAACUAAAAUAUUAAAUCCAGAAAAGCGAGAAAUGUUAAUGCUUGAAGAAAUGAAGAAAUAUAAAAUCAAAGCAAAUCCUGUACCAAUUAAUAUUUUAAAAAAUUCAUCAAUAUUAAAAAAAGUAGACAAAAAAUCAGCUACAAUUACAGAAAAAGUUACAGAAAAAUUUAAUCAAACCCAAUCAAAGAAAACUCGGCAUACGACAAAUUCUCAACUGAAUUUGCAAGAACAGAAAAAAAUUAUACCUAUUGUUCGUUCCAUGAGUGCUUCAAAUAUUGUUAAAAAAGAAAAUACUUGUAUAGAAUCUACUGUAGAAAGUACAAAACUUAAAAGAUUAAAUUUCGAAACUCGCAAUAAAGAGUUUCAAAAGAAAAAGGAAGAAAAAUUAAAAAACUUACAGAUUCAAGAAACAAAUAGCAUUAAAACAGAGUUUCAUGCAAAACCUGCACCUAAAUUUUUAAAGUCAAAUCCAAUAAAAGAACAAAACACAAAAAAGAGAAUAGUAGUCCCAUGUCCAUUUAGUUUUGAAGAAAGGAACAAAUCUCUUGCUAAUAAAAAGAAAGAACUUGUUAAACAAUUGCAGGAACAGAAUCAAAAAUCUAGAGUAUUCCAUGCCAAUCCUGUUCCAAACUUUAAACCUGUUGUGAUUCAUGGUUUAUCUAAAGAAAACUUACAUAGCAAAGAAAAAUAUAAUUCCAAGCAACUUGAAGAAAGACAAACAAAGAAUUGCAAUGAUCAAGAAAAUAAACAACCUAAUAUUAUGAAUGUUACAAUAGAUUGCAUAGAUACAAAAAAAAAACAAAUAAAACAACAUGUAAAUCAUCUGAUAAAACCUAUUAUUAAAAAUGAAAAAUCAAAUAAUGAUCAGAAAAAAACAAGUAAAUUUGAAUUAAAUGAAAAAAAAGAAAUUCAAGAAAGUGAGUUUGAUAAAAAGUUAAGUAAGAAAAAAGAAGAAUUAAAAGCAAAAAAAUUAGAAGAAGAAAAAAAUAAAUUGUUGAAAGAAAAAUUAGAAAGAGCAGAACUGCGCAAAAUGACAGAAGUAAAAGCUAGACCAAUGCCAGUGUAUAAAUCUUUAAUUGCAAAAUCAACCAAGCUUCCACCCAAUCCACAAACUCCUGCAAGAACCAAAACAAAAAGUGUUUCUUAAUUUUAAUCUUGAUCUACAUUAUACAAUUUAAUUACAUAUGAAAUAUAUAGAAGUAACAAACUAUGAUAUGUUAGAUAAUAUUUCUUUAAGAUGUAACAAGUAUUUAAACUUACUCACGCGCAUACGCGCAUAUACAAUAUCAUAAUAAAGUAACUUUUUUUUAGAGAA
This is a messenger RNA of Apis dorsata (giant honeybee), 2505 nucleotides long. Its product is annotated as targeting protein for Xklp2 homolog. The transcript has 2 exons. Bases 304 to 2337 code for a protein of 677 amino acids. The record is from RefSeq and is a predicted model, not a curated record. NCBI's taxonomy places the organism in Eukaryota, Metazoa, Arthropoda, Insecta, Hymenoptera, Apidae.